Mya arenaria is the source of this 2103-nucleotide messenger RNA. Its product is annotated as 39S ribosomal protein L15, mitochondrial-like. The record is from RefSeq and is a predicted model, not a curated record. Gene Ontology annotation, molecular function: structural constituent of ribosome. The transcript is spliced from 4 exons. Gene Ontology annotation, cellular component: mitochondrial large ribosomal subunit. NCBI's taxonomy places the organism in Eukaryota, Metazoa, Mollusca, Bivalvia, Myida, Myidae. The coding region runs from base 42 to 926 and encodes 294 amino acids. Gene Ontology annotation, biological process: translation.
UUUAUAAAUUUGCAUUAUUUGUCGUGUGUGACAUUGGCGAAAUGGCUUCAAAAAUACCAGAAAAAGCGUUGCAUUUGAUUAUAAAUGCCCCGAGAGUUACAUUAAACAGCAUCAAGCCUUUACCGGACUCGUACACACUUAAGGUGAGACAAAGACGAAGUCGAGCUAAAGGCGGACAGAGUGGUCGAGGUAACAAGGGUCAAGGCCAGCGAAUGACCUUGCCCAGACUGGGCUUUGAAGGAAACAACACACCGUUCUACAUGCAGAUGCCCAUUGAACCAUACUAUCAGAAUCACCACUUGCGAAGGGAAUACCCACCACUAUCUCUACACACUCUACAGAGAAUGAUCGACCUAGGUCGUUUGAAUACAGAAGAACCUAUAGACCUUAACACGAUAUGCAACACGGGCAUCUAUAAGAUUAAACCGAAUGACAAUGAAUAUGGAAUCAAUCUAACAGAUGAGGGAGCUGAUCUUUUCACAUCUAGGGUGAAUGUUGAAGUCCAGUGGGCAGAAGAAUCGACCAUCGCAGCCAUUGAGAGAAAUGGUGGUAUGAUCACUACACGUUUCUAUAACCCAGAGUGUCUGAAAGCCGUUAUAGACACCCAGGACCACUUUAGAAAGGGACUCCCCAUUCCUCGCUGCCCUCUUCCACCCCAGGAUGCGUUAGAGUAUUACAUGAACCCAGAAAACCGUGGAUACUUAGCUGAUCCCAGUAAGCUUCAGGAAGCCAGAUAUGCGUUGGCCCAGAAGUAUGGCUACGAGGCCCCAGAUUAUUCCAUGGACCGGAACCCAGCUUUGUUCAAGAAAAUGAAAGAUCCGAGACAAAUAUUUUUUGGACUGAGUCCCGGAUGGGUUGUUUGUCUGAAAGAUAAGGCCAUUAUUAAGCCGAAGGAUGAAGAUUAUAUUCAGUAUUAUCAAUCAUGAUUAUAGAAUGGACGAGUUCUUUAGAAUUGUGCAUAUACAGUCGAAACUCGAUGGCUCUAUAUUCUAGGGACAGGCCAAAGUACUUCGAGCCUCGAGAAUAUCGAGCCAAGCGGGAUUGCUUACAGAAUGUUAUUUUUUCAUUUGUUACAUAAAGUCUUAUUUACCUCGUUUGUUAUUGGCUACGCUAUCUCCGCAAGAGAAGGAAGAGUAUUUAUUGGGCAUAGGUACGCACCCUAAAUUUCGUAAUAUGACUUAUUCGAUUAUUAGAAAAUAUCAUUUUAUUUUUUAUUUAUAAUAAAAAUACUUUUAUGCGAAAACAAGCAAUUGUAAACAGUGGGUAACACAAACAUAGCUUAAAAGUUAUAUCAAAAUGCAUAGUAAUUUUAGGGAUGGAUAGCAAUUAGAGACAUAACUUAAAAGUGAUGGCAUGUUUAUUCAAACUGUUAAACCAUUUAAAUUCGACAAUAAUUAUAAUAUCAGUCAAGCAAUUUUAAUCGAUUAGCGCCUUGUGCUAAAUGAAGCCAAUCAAACAAAUCAAGGCGUGAGAUUCUUAACUGAACCCGCGAAAAUGACAUCGACCCAAGCAACCAAAUCAAAGUGUGAAAUUCUUGUUUGGGACCGCGAAAACCACUUCGAGCGUGGAGAAAUAUCGACCCUCAGGAUAUCGAGCCAUCCGAUCGAAAUUUAUAUGAACAAAGAGUAAAUAAAAAUUGGUCCUUUUAAUUUGGUUCGAGCCAACGAGGAUAUCGAGCCAUGAGAUAUCGAGCCAACCAGUUUCGACUGUAUUCAUCAUGUUCCUAUUUGAUGAGAUUUUAAAAAUAUGACAGAUGCAGAACAUUGGAAAUUAAACGGGCAAUUAUUUAUUUAAAGAUACAUUGAUCUAAUAGUUAUCUUAAGAUUGUGUAACUUACUUGUUUAAUAUUGUCUACCUCUUUUGAUUAAAUGAUAAUGGAAAAAUAUCAUGAAAAACUGUGACACUAUCAGUUUAAUGUGCAUUCUUAUAUGCCUGUUUAUUAAACAUGCAUACUGGCAGGUGUAUUGGCGUUUCCUUGUCCUGUAUGUUGUGUUCUAUAACUUAAGUAGCCUUUGUCUAAUCUUUAACAAAUUUGUUGGACAUGUUUAAUAACCAGCUGCAGUGUCAUAUUGCUUCUGUCACUCAAACGUUGUCGCACUUUAA